Molecule: messenger RNA, 9886 nt
Organism: Daphnia carinata
Lineage: Eukaryota; Metazoa; Arthropoda; Branchiopoda; Diplostraca; Daphniidae
Gene: Megf8
Product: multiple epidermal growth factor-like domains protein 8
Exons: 17
Coding region: 1-9369 (3122 amino acids)
Molecular function (GO): protein binding; calcium ion binding
Source: RefSeq, a predicted model, not a curated record
AUGACAGAAUAUAAGUCGAAUUUAGUGAGAAACUUAUACACAUUCACUUGUCAAAAUUUCAAAAACAAACGUGAAAUAGUUGACGUGCCAACGUCAUCUACCGAUCACUGCUUUAACUGUUCUGCGCGUCUUGUUGCAUGGCGGACCUUCUUGUUCGUCAAACAAAUUUCAUGUUUACGUUUUAAUAUUGCUUUUGUAAUACGCAAUGAAUCUCUUUUGUUUAUGAAUAGUAGUAGAAGUGUACUUGCCAGUAGAACCUUACCAUGGAUUCUGAAUCUUAGUGCUUCAAAAAUGCCGGAAAAUUCACGGGGGAAGAGAUGGAGAGCUACGAGGCUUCAUCGUUUACUGUCAGCUGCCAAAAUGGGCCUGAAUUUCAGUAUUUUUGCAGCCCUACUCAUGGUCAUUUCCGCGUCAACCACUAUUAGUGCCAUCCACAGUUGUAACAGGGGAAGGUUCAUUGUGAAUUCUACUUGGGGUGCCAUCACAAAUGGGCCUGAAAAUUACCGUGAAGACAGUUACUGUGUUUGGCUCAUCGAAGCUCAACACCCAGGGCAGUAUAUUACACUCACAUUCCAUUCCCUCCAGACAGAGUGUGCAUAUGAUCAUGUAUUUGUCUAUGACGGAGACUCUGUCUUGUCGCCAAUGAAAGGUAGCUUCAGUGGACGGGGUCUACCUCCACCUGUCAUUGCCAAAUCUGGCUCGAUGGUGGUUUUAUUGUACAGCGAUACAAACUAUGUAUUGGAGGGUUUCUCUGCUGAAUACUCUGUAACCGACUGUCCUCUCAACUGUUCCAAUCAUGGGCAUUGUGUCAAUCAUACAUGUGUGUGUGAAGUGGCUUUUGUAGGCGAAGCAUGUGAAUACGAAGCCUGUCCGGACCAGUGUGGCUUUACCGAAAGCAGAGGAUGGUGCGAGAAAAUUGACGGAGUUUACCAGUGUGUGUGCAAUCAAGGAUACAUGGGACUAGACUGUGGCCUGGAUACGAAAUCAACCUUAGGGAAUUCGUGGCAUCUUCUCGGUCGUGGAAGCCAAGCGAUGCAACGGACAGCUCACGGCGGUGUCUACCUCAAGAAUUUGAACAAGUUCAUUGUAUUUGGCGGUUUUGAUUUGAACGUUCCGCUUGGAGACCUACUGUCAUUUGAUAUGAAUUCUUCAAAGUGGACUAAUUUGAGCGCUUUAGCAUUUGAUCAGAGCCAUGUUAAUGUUUCGGAAUUUAUCCAAAAUGACGAACCGCAAUUGGAAGCCAUUACACCCAGAGCACGCUACGGCCAUGCUAUGGGAGCGUUAGAUGACGGCUUCGUUCUCUAUGGAGGCCAGUUAGCUGAGGGAAGUCUCUCAGACGAAUUUUUCUACUAUGAUGCCAGCAAAAAUGUGUGGACUGUGUUAGCAGACAAAAGUCAAGUGCAACCUCCUCCGUUAACUCGUCAUACCCUUUGCGUGGUGAACAACUCAUUAGUUUACAUAUUCGGUGGCAGCAUGGCAAAUGGGGAAUUCUCUUCCAGGCUAUUUCGCAUACAGAUAAACACAUCAGAUCUUGGCAAUGAGGAAUGGGAGGAAGUAGAACCUAGAGGUGGGAAACAGCACGAUAUCCGUCUAGUCGGCCACAGCAUGGUAUACCACCUUGAAAGCCACUCGCUCAUAGUUUACGGUGGAAUUUUGGCGGAUGCUGCUCGUUUUUCCAAGUUGAGCGAUCGUCUUUUCAUUUUUAACUUGGAACAACUUCACUGGGCUGAACUGCUUUACCCCCGUGGAACUUUGCCCGACCUUCACAUCCCUCUCGAGCGCGCCUUUCACGGUGCUGUUCUUAUGGGUUCGUACAUGGUGGUUUUUGGCGGAUAUACUCAUAAACAUAACCGCGAAGAAAUAUGUUACGAUUCAGGGUUGUAUUUCUACCAUUUGGGCUGCCACACGUGGGUCAGCCACCAUGUGUUGGACCACGGAAACGACGGAAUGGGAAAGGAUCUAUUAUCUCCGAAAGGUGUUUUCAGUUUCGCCUCAGCUGUAAAAGAAGACAACGUUUUCCUGAUCUUUGGUGGCUAUCGCGGUUCCGUUUCCGGUGACAUGCUAGCUUAUGUCGUGCCUUUGGAGAUGGUUGGGAGUCGUAACGGUCAACCAAACAGCUCCAAUUGCCAGCGACAUCCAUCACAGCUGAGCUGCACUGCCAAUCCUGAAUGCGGUUGGUGUCCAGCUGACGGAGUUUGCUAUCAGCGGACAUCUGGAGCCAAUUGUACCAGUAACUUGCAAACAACACAAUGCCCUGGAAUCUGUCCAGCACUAGCCGACUGUUACGCUUGUACUGUGCACGGUAACGCGUUGACAGCUGGUAGUGCGGAUUCUACGAAACUGGGCCAGUGCGCCUGGUGCGUCCAGACAGCUCGAUGUCACCGUCGUGAUGAUAAUAUGGGUGUCUGUGGAGCUGGAAUGGAAACUCCGUCCGGCGUCGUCGGUUGGUGGGGAAGUGAAGGCACGGACAUCACAGCAGUGGACGAAUGCCGAACCAGGGAUUUCCGACCCGGUCUUACCUAUCUUCUCUACGAACAUCCAGCAAAUUUUUCGCAACCAGAUGAAGUUGGUGUUGUCAAUUCGACAUUAGCAAAUUUCCAACCGCACUCAAGAAUUUAUUUGCAACCACGAGAUCAUGCAACUUCCGCUGGAGGAACUGGAGGAGGUACCAUGGUAGCUCGGAUGCUCGGAUUCAUCCAUCCACUUGCAAAUAAAGCGCGGCCAUUAAACGACUACCAGCAGGAGUUUAAAAUCAUGAUGGAUUCCUCUUACGCAUCUUCGGUUUUGCGUAUUUCGCUGGAUGAAUCAGCCGAACGGUUAGAGGUUGUGGCUUCCAUGACGGUAAACGACACCAACACCAGUCGUGUAGAAGCUAUUCGACCGGAUAAGACUCCAAUUUUCCCCGAUCCUAGUCGUGGACGAAAGUACAUGAUGGAAUUUACAGCGAAUCGUUCGCUAAUCGGUGUAGCAGGUGCUGACGAUCACAUGGAUACGCAAAGAGAGAUCUCGAGCAUGCAACUCGUCUGGAACGGCAAAUCGAAUUACAGAAAGAUGUUCACCUUCGAGUACGUGGAACCGUACAGCAAUGGCUCCUGUCACUUGUACACCAAUUGCAUGCAGUGUCUAUCAGAUUCAUUGUGCGGCUGGUGCGAGCCUAGCCGUCACUGUCUGUCCAGGAUCGGAUCCAACGCAACGGAAUCCGAUGAACCAUCGCAAUGUUAUUUGGAUGCGAAAAAGACAACAACCGCCUUCCUGACUCUGAAUCCACCACAGUGUAUCAAUUGUUCAAAUCACAUUUCGUGCCAUCAGUGUGUGGUAGACAGUUCGUGCGAAUGGCUGGUAGAUGAAGCCUAUUGCACGCGACGUGGAAGAUUUGCUGGUGCUGUACAAGCAGCAGGAGAAUGUCCGGUGCCUUGUAACGAACGAAAGGGAUGUUCUUCAUGUUUGGGCGAACCGGGUCGUUGCACUUGGUGUGAAGAGACGCAAACAUGUUUUGUUUUCUCCAGUUAUAUAGUGGUUUAUCAAUUCGGAAUGUGUCGGGAGUGGGUCGAUGUUGAAGCACAGUCACAUUUGGACGGAGGAGUGCUGUCUGGCCGGACAUCUCUACGGGGGGAUAUCGGUGGUCUCCCCGAAUCGAUGAUGAUGGUUGGAACUGGGAAAUCACUAUCAUCCGUCAACGGCAGCCGCAACGGAAUCAGCGCUGGGCGUUGUAAAUCGUGCGAAAGGAAACAGAGCUGUUCCAGCUGUUUGGUUGAUUUGGGCUGCGGUUGGUGUUACUAUAGCAACAACCCCAUGAUUGGCGUCUGUAAAACUGGAGAUUUCCAUUCACCCGCUGCUGGUAAUUGCUCGGUUUUGUUGGGUGAUACACCAUCACCACCAUCGUCUUUGCUGAUGGCGCCACACGAUCACAGCCAUCCUGUUUGGAAUUGGGCCUAUGCCCAGUGUCCCGACGUCGAUGAAUGCUCUUUAGGCCAACACGAUUGCCAUCCCGACGCAGCUUGUCUCAAUACUCCGGGCUCCUAUCUUUGUGCGUGUAAGAAAGGCUAUAUCGGCGAUGGGAAAACGUUUUGUGAACGCACCUGUUUUGAGGAUUGCGUUCAUGGCCGUUGUUCUGGCCCACCCGAUUUUCAGUGCGAAUGCGAGCUCGGUUGGACCGGUUCAGAUUGCCAAGAAGACUGUGGUUGUUUUGGUCAUUCAACAUGUUAUCAAGGGAUUGGCACAUGUGAUCAUUGCCAAGACCUGACUGAUGGUAUGAACUGUGAGCUAUGCAGGGCUGGUAGCUACGGUAAUGCCACUACUUCAGAGGGCUGUCAACUUUGUCAGUGCAAUGGUCAUGCCAAUGGGACUGCUGGGAUCUGUAAUCCAACAACAGGCCAGUGUUACUGUCAGGACGAGACUGAAGGGAAUAAAUGCGAAUUGUGCAAACCUGGUUAUUACGGUGAUCCACGUCAUGGCGGUACCUGCUAUCGUCAAUGUUCGUCUCGUGGAAUCCUUUCUUCUAUCACUAACGGCAGCUUGGGGAGUUACUCGGCACCCGACAGUCGCAACAUUUAUCGCCAUUCCAAGAACGAGAUGGAAGUGCAAGAUUGCGUUUGGGUUCUCAACACGCACAAUUCCGUCAGAGGAGUGACGGUCGGAUUAGGAGGAGACGGACCCAAAGCUAAAGAAGCUAUUAUCCAGCUGACGAUCCAUCAAGGAGCUCGUAUAUUAUGUCCCACGAAUUACGUCUACGUUUAUGACGGCCUGCCCGAUUUCAUGUCCCUGGAAAAUGGAUGGACAAGACAAAAUCACUUGCUUGGAGCUUACUGCUCACCGCAAACGGUCUUCCCGCUCAACGUCCAUGCCCAUUCAGGCAUUAUGACCAUAUUUUAUCGAAGGAAUGACGUCAAGCAGGGGUUUAAUGCAUCUUUUACUGUACUUUCCUGCCCUGCUAACUGCCUCCCACCUCGCCAGUGUGUUGCUGGUAAAUGCAGUUGCCCGUCUGGCUGGGUUGGUACAGACUGCGAAGGACAAGUUUGCCCAAACGAUUGCUUCUCUCAGCUCGACCAUGGAAAGUGCGACAUGAGCGCCGGUCGCUGUCUCUGCCAGAAAGGCUUCGCUGGUGCCGAUUGUAGCCAAGCUCGACGCCGUUCUUCCAUCGUCGUUACAGAGUUGAUCGACCCUCACAAACUGACGGAAGGUCUGGAGCAUUUGAAAACAGUGCUGCCCAGAUUGGGUCAUAGUCUGGCCGUCGAUCAUCGCGGUUCACUUUGGCUUUUCGGGGGCUACUCCAUGUCGCGCGGACCGUUGAAUGAUAUACGAGAAUUUGAAACGAAGAAUCUCACAUGGCUUCAGGUAACUGUUCAUAUUCAGCCGGGCGUGGGGGGUGGAGAGUCAUCUCUUCCACCUGAACGUUAUUUCCAUUCUGCCGAGUACGUCAACUCGCAACGAAGUCUUUACGUUUAUGGUGGCAUGGGUCAUCGCGAUCGUGCCUCCAGCGCUUUCCUCUCGGAUUUUUGGAAGUUCGACAUCAAUUCAAGACGUUGGAUGGAAAUCGGAACGCGUGGCGUCGUCCCUCCGCUAGCAGGGCACACGUUGUCGUUGAGACAUGACGGUGAACACCAAACACUGCUACUAGUAGGCGGAUUCAGUCCGGAAUAUGGUUUUAUGGAGAAAGUGAUGGAAUUCAGUCCUGAAAAUGGUACUUGGACUGUCCUGAAUACAACUGGAACACCACCCAUUGGAAUUUACGGACAUAGCGCAGUGUUCCACGUCUCGACGCGGAGCCUCUACAUCUACGGCGGAAUGCUGUACAAAGUGGAUAAAGUUGUCCCGUCCAACGAAUUGUACGCUCUUCAUUUCCCCAGUCGACGCUGGUCGUUGCUGACUGUCGACCGGGAUUCGAAUCCGCCCGAACUUGCGAUGCCUCGUGCCCGUUAUCUGCACGCCGCCGUCACCACAGAAGACUACAUGCUCAUCAUCGGCGGCCAAACGGAGCCAACCAAUAGCUCGGACACUCUAAUGGCCUACUCGUACGCUUGCAACACCUGGAUCAAUCUCGCCCAGCAGAAGAACAACGCCGUCGAGCUCAUCGGCAGCCCAUUGGCUCCGGCCGUAGGUCUGGCUGCAACUCGACAUCCAGCCAGCGGCUCGGUUUAUAUCAUGGGAGGAAUGUGGGCGGGUGCGGCCCAAGGAACGCUCAUCAAACUUGAAGUGCCGGACGACCUCUGCGCACUGUGGAGCAAUAGCAAGCUGAAAUGUAAAGCCACUCCGGGCUGUUCUUAUUGCGCCGUCUACGAGCCAUCCGGAUCCAAUGCCACUUUUUGCUACUCGACAUCAAAGAUAUCGCCGGAACGCUGCACUCAACCUCAAGGAGUCCUCGAAUUCUCCAAAGGAGCUGCCUGUGGGCCGGAGCGCGUGGCCAGUAGAGAUUGCUAUCAGCACGCUUCUUGCAGCGAAUGUCUUGGCGAAUGGCCCAUCUACCGUGGACUGCCACAAUCUUGCCAAUGGUGCACCAACUGUAAAUCGGGACGUUGUGUACCUUACGGGGCCGACUGCCAGGAAGAGAAUCGAUGCGAAGUCAAACAGCGUGAUACGGUCGAUGCCGCCCAGUGCCACGAAAGAUCUUGCCCAGCUUCCGAUUGUGAUAAAUGUAAAGAUUUGGGACGAUGCAUGUGGACCCGUCAGGUUGUUCGAACUAGCGAAUUAAGUCGCAAAUUGCAUACUCUACCAAUCUAUGAAUGGAAUUGCGUUGGCCGUAACAUCAAAGACAGUUCUUCAUUCUUGGUGGUUAGCAUGCCACCACAGCAGUGUCCUCUUCGUUGCUAUCAACAUAAUGGCUGUAGAGAGUGCCUGGAAUCCACCGGUGGCGAAGGUGGUUGGCACGAAUGUCGAUGGUCUACAGCACUUGGUCAAUGCGUGGCACCCAGUUAUCAGUCGCUGCAAUGCGUGGGGGGAAUGUGUGGUGCUAUUUUACAAGGAUCCGCCAAUUCAGCCUGCCCCAGACCUUGUUCCCAGUUCACGCAAUGUUCCACUUGUCAUCAGCAACCUCACUGUGGUUGGUGUUCAUUAGAUUCCGCACCUGUUGGAGGCAUCGGGUUGUGCAGCCGUGGUACACUAGAAGGUCCGCUAGAUGGUUCUUGUUCAUCACUGGACUACACGCGCGUUCUCGAUCGGAUUAAUGUGACGGCCAUCACACAACAACGUAAACCGUCUCAGAGCAAAUUAGCAUCAUCGGCUUCGCUUCUGGAGAAAGCUACUACAUGGAACUACCAAAGUUGUCCGGCAGAAAACGAAUGCCUUAACGGCCAUCAUUCUUGCGAUGCCCGUUCGGAACGAUGCCUUGACCGUCCUGACGGAUUCGAGUGUCUUUGCUCAGAUGGUUACGUCUCGGAAAAUCAAAUUUGCCGGCCAGUGUGCCCUCAGGGAUGCGUCCAUGGAGAUUGUCUCGAACCGAACGUGUGUCGCUGCCAUUUUGGUUUUGUUGGUGCUAAUUGUAGUACCCAAUGCAAGUGUAACGGGCAUUCAGAAUGUGCUGGACCAGAAGCGGAUCAGUUGGAUGUUUGCCUUGAUUGCCUCAAUAACACCAUGGGCCCACAGUGCACGCGUUGCCGACCGCUCUUUGUUGGCGAUCCGCGUAACAAUGGCCAAUGCAUCUCUUGUCUGGAAUACUGUAAUGGCCACACACCCAUCUGCCACGGACAUAAUUUAUCUUUAUCUAAUCUAUCCCCGCAAACCACGAGCGAAUUGUUCUUACUGCAAUCGGCUGGCUGGAGUAAGACGGCCGAGGCCGCUUGGGUGCGUCUCAUCGGCGAAGGUCCAAAAACGCAAGCCAUUUGUCACGCCUGCUCCAACUCGACCAUGGGAGAAAAAUGCGAAGAAUGCAUUCCUGGCAAUUUUAGGGGCGUCGAGGACCGCAGAAAGCCAUGUCGUCCGUGUGAGUGUCACGGCCACGGUGACAUUUGCCAUCCAGUGACAGGAGAAUCGUGCAACUGUCAAAACAAUACGGAAUCCGACCCUCAAUGUCGAAGUGGCACUUCAUUCGCAAGUUUAGGUCUACCCGGAAGAUCAUUGUCCGGUGGAUCACCAGGUUUACUUCCUACACCAAUACCUUGCUGGUCGCUUCAGUGUGACAAAUGCAAAGAAUAUUACCUGGGCACCCCGACGCAGGGGCAUCAAUGUUACCGUCAAAUGUCCGUCGACACCGAAUACUGUCUCGAUCCUGAAACUCAAGAAGAAUGCAACCGGAAGCCGACGCCGCUUCAUACUCGACGUCCCGUCUUUUUCGCAAUUCAACCCAAGUUCCUAAACGUCGAUAUUCGGUUGCUAGUCGAUGUGGCCCAAGGUGGCGUUGACUUGUUUUUCGCACCUCGCGACGACAUGUUCAUCGUCCGACAAGAUCCCUUACAUCCUAAUGGCCAUCGCGUUGAAUUGGAUCCAAAAUACAUCAUCAUCACUGGUUCGCUGGCUUUCGAUCACAGUGGCCAACCUUUGGUCCAGCAUCCCAAUACGUCCAUUCCGGUGGAACGAUUGGUGAACAACACUUCGGACCGCUACACCUUGUCGUACCACAUUGUAGAGAAGAUGGCCAGCGGGUUGACGACGUUUUUGACAGUAACGGAUCCGUUUAGUGUCGUCAUCGUCCGAGGUCUGCAGAAUCGGCUCGUCUUGACCUUGCCCCAAGACCGACACGAUCUCCGCUCGACGCGCUUUUACAUCCUCAUCCAGGGAGUGGGCAGCUCGUCAACAGAAGCCACUCUGGGCUCUCUCUUUUUCCGACAAGAUCAACCGCGAAUCGACCUUUUUGUCUUCUUCUCCGUUUUCUUCUCCUGUUUCUUCCUGUUCUUGGCCGUCUCCGUAGUUGCAUGGAAAGCCAAACAAGCUAUCGAAGGCCGACGGGCCCGCGAAAGGCAAGCUGUUGAGAUGGAGCACAUGGCUCGACGUCCGUUCGCUACCGUUUCUGUUUUUCUUGAAGCCACGUUACGUGGCCAAAAGCGAUUACGAGACGGCAAACGUGCUGGGCAGAAUGUCGGACUUCAAGUUCAUCACACGACGCUAACAGCUCAACUAUGCUCUCCCCUGCGGUGGAAGCGGAGGAGUGCCUCGCGGCCAGAUCAUCACUCGCAAGUGCAUCAUGAGUUCCACGGGGCAAGCGUUCUGACCGAACAAGACUCGGUCGGACGUUUGGCUGGUGCAAACAUAGGACUCCAACCUCGCCAUAUAGAUAUCCGUCCGUUAGCUGUGGAACCGACAGCUGACGGGGUUGCAGCCAUUGCCACACUCAUCGUCCAGCUUCCUGGUGGUAGACUUGCACGUACUCAGCUGACAUUGGCAUCCGCUUUGGUUCUUCCGCCACGUAAUCGAUCGAAUUAUCCGACCACGGAAUUUUAAAGAUAAGUUUUGCUUUUCUGUUUUUAUUAUUUUUCUUUAACUUAAUCGUCGUGUCUGACAACUGUUUAUAUUUGAAUAAUUUUUCGACUCAUUUUUCCUCCGUAUUACCUCGCGUUUUUCUGUGUGUUUUCUCUCCGUUGUAUUUUGUAAUUUAUCCGAACAAGUAUGAUGUACAAAUACGGUCUCGUCGACGUAUUUCAUGUGCAAAUUGCUACAAUGACGUAGCAGCUAAUUUCCCCUUAACCGCCAGUAAAACAUGACGAAUUUUCUUUUUUUACCAAUUCAUGUGAUAUAUCACGGGCCAUAAUUGAUAUUGUACUGCUGAUUAGGCACAAUAAGUUCCUCUGUUUGGCAAGCGUACCACCGUUCCGUUGCGACCUACCGUUUUAUGUAAUACUUUCUCCCUUUCUAUUUUUUUACGAUAAACGUCAAAACAAAAGAAAAAAAAUUACAAAAAGUGUAUAUAUUCAAAAAAGUGAAUAAAUACAUUUUUUUCCCACCGAAAACUAGAAAAAAU